ACGUGACCGCGCGCAGGAGUUCAAGAUGGAGACUGAGCGAUUUUGGUGUCUUCACUGUUAGCUAGCUGUUUAAUAAUAACAAACAAUAACAGCGGACUACCACACCACGUUUUUAACUUUGACAGUGUAGAUUUAUAACCCAGCUUGAGAUGUGCAUUUGGCAGCUUUUGGCCACGAUGAGGUAAGGUUAUUUGUAAACAAAGACCUCCUGAAGAAUAUUCAACAUAAGAGGUAGCCAGAGGAGAAAACUGUCAAUGCUCUUCAUCAUAAAGUCAAAUUGAGAGAGAGAGAGAGAGGAGAUCGAGAUGGCCCUGAGAGAGUUGAAGGUUUGUCUCCUGGGGGACACUGGCGUUGGAAAAUCCAGUAUUGUUUGGAGAUUUGUGGAGGACAGCUUUGACCCAAACAUUAACCCAACAAUCGGGGCUUCCUUCAUGACCAAGACGGUGCAAUACCAGAAUGAGCUGCACAAGUUCCUGAUCUGGGACACAGCAGGACAGGAGCGGUUUCGUGCCCUGGCACCGAUGUACUACAGAGGUUCAGCUGCGGCCAUCAUCGUUUAUGACAUCACAAAAGAGGAAUCCUUCCAAACACUGAAGAACUGGGUGAAGGAGCUGCGACAGCACGGCCCCCCUAAUAUUGUGGUUGCCAUCGCUGGCAACAAAUGUGACCUUUUAGACGCAAGGGAAGUGCCAGAGAAGGAUGCCAAGGACUAUGCUGACUCCAUUCAUGCCAUCUUCGUAGAAACCAGCGCCAAGAACGCCAUUAACAUCAACGAGGUGUUUAUAGAGAUAAGUAAGCGGAUCCCUGUUGCAGAAGCAGCAGGAGGAACAUCAGGAAAAGCUUUCAAACUGGGACGACAGGCUUCAGAGUCUCGCAGGACGUGCUGCUGAUGCUGAUGCUGGUGACUGUCUUCCCCCCCCCCCCCGUGGCCUGUAGCCUGACCUUUCCAUUCCCCUUGUGUCUACAACCUGCUCCAACUUACAGGCACCAAAAACCGUCACAACCACACAACCCGCCAUCAGUGACACCCGGAUGCAGCAUUAGCAGACUGAUAGCUGAGCAAAAGCAUUUUUACCGCAAGACAGCUAUUGUUACAUUUCUUGUAGGAGACGUACUUCAAGGAUACUGAGCAAUGAGAAAAAAACAUGCAUUUAUACCUUUUGAUGUAUAAAAGCCCCCCAUAUAUAUAUACAUAUAUAUAUAAAAAUACAUUUUACUGGCUUCUGUAAUGGACACUGACCUCUGUUUGGUGUAUUAUAGCCCUAUGCUGACCAGAGAUCUUUAAAGAAGUCAGAAGUUGUUUGUACUUGUAAAUUUGUACAAAUCUACAAUUUUUCAAACUAAAUCAUGGAAUGAAAAUUGUUCAAUUUCACCAAAUGAUUUUGCCAUUAUGUAAGUUAUUUCCUUUUUUCAACUUUGUGAAGGAUCCAUCUAUACAGUUCAUGUGCAUAAUCACAUAUUUAUCAUGAGAUUUUAUUGAAGCAGGAUAUGGUUAGAAACAUCAAUACCAUUCUGUCAUCUCAAUUUGUUGAGCUGUUUGAAAGGUUAUUUCAAGAGAUCUUGCUGAUUUAGGGUCAAGCCAGCGGGAUUGUUCACAUUAGACUGAAGUGUUAAUAUGCGAUCAGUGUGGUCACAUGGUGGAACUGUAAGCUUUGCAUUGGAAGGAAUAGUUGGAAAUUUGGGAAAGUAUGCUGGCUCAAAUUUUGCUGCACAUGAGAUGAAAAAAUCAACACUACUGUCAUAUUGUAAUACUAAAUAUGAAGCUGCAGCCGAUUAGCAUAGCUUAGCAUAAAGACUGGAAACAGGAAAGCAAAGGAAGAGGGCCAAAUCUGUUCAAAGGUAAAUAAAUCUACUUAAUUAACACAUCAUAUCUGUUAAUACCACCCUUUAACCAAACUAAUGUUCCAUUGUUCAGGCAUUAAUUUGGCCAACGAUUUGUUGGCCAGUGGAUAUAUUGGGAAGUUACUGGUCCCAGCAAAUAAAUUCACAACACAUAACCCUUUUACAAUAGUGAAUGCCUUUUGUUUAUCCUUUUUUGAAUGGAUUUAUCAAACAAAGGAGAGCAAAGUGUUUCCCCCAGUUUCCUGUCUUUAUGCAAAGGUAAGCUAAUAUGUGGAUGUCAUUUGCAUAUAUCCAACAGACAGAUAAAGGAAGGUAUUUGUCUUCUUCUUAUCCACCUCUGAAAGAAAACAAAUACAUGAUUUUACCUAGAAAAAAAAUAUUCCUUUAAUUGUGAACCUUGUUGUCCUUCUGUCUUUGGAUUUUUUUGGGGAGUAUUCUGAUGGUCAACUCCCCCUGAGAACGACUUAUUGUCAAAUAUUUUCACAAGAACUGUCCAGUCAACAUCUCCUGAUGAUGGAGCUUUAAGCAGUGCAGAAAGUGCUGACUAUGACAGUUUAGAAGUUUAUUAUCAUAUGAUAACAGUCCAGAUGUGCUCCACGUUUCCUCCUGUUAUUACUCAAAAGGUAUUAACUGAAUACUGACUAUGAAGUUCCCCAUAUUGCAUGCAGCAUACUACCGUUUGUCUCACAAUAUUACUUGAGCUUUAUUUCUCUCUCAUGUUCUUUGGAGAGCCUGCCUGUCCUCUAUACUUUGCUGCAGCUUUAAAACAUUUAACAGGCCAGGCUAAUGUUUAUGAGGUCUUGCCAAAUUUUUUAAUUGUCCCAUAAACAUUUUUUUAGGUUUCCCGUUUCUUUCCUCAAUCAGAUUGCACAUGUAAUGUUAUUUUACUACCUUGCCUGCGAUGGAAACAGUAUGAUCUUGAAAACUUGACAAGGUUUAGAGGAAAAUCAGAUUUAAGAGCUUAAAUCUCCCCUUUGCAUAAUGUUUAAGGUGGAGAAUUAGACGUGGCUCUGUGUCAACGUGCUGACCCCUUAAUGAACCUCCUUUCUGCUCUGAAUUACUGUAUGUGCUUUGUUCCAAACCUCUGCUUUGUAAUUUCUUUUCUCCAAGCUUCUUUUGACUCAUUCCUUUAAAUUCCAGGCACUUAUUGUAAGUCCAGCUUUCAGAGAAAUGUGGUGCACUUUACAGCAGCGUUCACAGGGCCCUAUCAUCCCCUUAAAAAAACAUGACAACUUUUCUCCUCUGAAAUCCUUAAGCUGUGUUCGAGUAGAGUAAUUUCCCUCUAAUAUUGGCCUAAUUAAACUUCAGUAGAAGUUGAAUCAUGAGCUCUCCACGGACGUAAUAAUUUUGUGUAAUCUCAUGCUCCUCUGUAUCUCCUGAGAGUCCCUUUUAGCCCAAAAACCUCUUUACAAAGUUGCCAAAUAACACAGAUGUGGCUUCAAGUCGACUGCAUAUCCACAUUUAUAAAUGUGGAUUAUGCACUCUACUGUCAGUGCAAGCCACUUAUUUGCCUUCAAGCAUCUUAAAAAGGAUCUGUUACUGAUCAUUGCUGUGCUGAGCAGUGCUGCUUUCUACUUCCUGUAGUGCAAUACUUUUUGUUAUGUAAAAUGGGCCCUAACCCAAGAAAUCUGUAACAGAGUGAGAGCUAACACUCGUACAAAAAUGUGAUGGCCUUUCCUCAGUCUCAAACGCUUGAUAAUGACAUUAACCUUGUUUUUCUGUUGACUUGAUGGCAAUUUUAUGCACACACAGUUUGUCAUUGGAGUGGUGUUAUGGAGCAAAUCAAAUGCCUUAAAAACAGUGACAUUUGAACAUUUAAACUUCCAAUUGAUUUAUUGAUUUACUCUGCUGCACUAUGUCAUGAUGUUAAUCUGUCUAGUAUUUAAUAUCUAGCGCAAGCCAUUCUAUUAAAAAAGGGAAUCACUCCGGUACUUUGAAAGGAGCACUUUGUAUUCAUUGGCCUUUAUUACUAACGCUCAAUCUGUCUGCCGUCUGUUAUUAUCUCUGUGAAAUCACUUGAUGAAAUAUACUUAGAGAGGUGUCGGACUCCUUAACAUGCCCUGACGUUAUUUUAGGCUUUGACGGUUUGCCCGGCUCUUAUUGCUAUGAAGGAUAUGGUGCCAAAUGAUGUCAAAGCUGUUUAACUACACCACACUUAAUCAACCUUUUUUUAUUGAUGAUGUAUGGUUAUGAUGACAGUAACAAAUCACAUUUAAAAAUGUCCCAUUUAACUGAAAACAGGAGGGAUACUGACAGUAUGGACGUUUUGCAUUGAAAAAUAGCAUUAGUCUUGGGCUGGCCCUGGGAUGAUUAUCUGUAUCAUGUUUAUUUUUCUUUGUAAAUAAAUACCGUCAAUUGCACACAUUUCUAUGACUAUAUUCUAUUACAAGCCAGUUGUGUGACCGAAACAGACUUGUACACAAUGUGCAGUAAUUCUAUCAGCGUUGUAGUUACCAUAUUUAGCUUUUUACUAUGUUUCAUAUCGAUUGUAACAAAUUGCCUGAAAAAAAAAUGUUUGCAGUGUAUUCCAAAAUGUGUAAAAAGGGUAUUGUCAAUUGGUUUCCUAAUAAAAGAUUGACAAAAAAUAUAA
Labrus mixtus (cuckoo wrasse) is the source of this 4432-nucleotide messenger RNA. It is a transcript of the gene rab22a, whose product is annotated as RAB22A, member RAS oncogene family. Lineage: Eukaryota; Metazoa; Chordata; Actinopteri; Labriformes; Labridae. The coding region runs from base 306 to 890 and encodes 194 amino acids. The record is from RefSeq and is a predicted model, not a curated record. Gene Ontology annotation, molecular function: GTPase activity; GTP binding. The transcript is spliced from 7 exons.